This is a messenger RNA of Harpegnathos saltator (Jerdon's jumping ant), 6279 nucleotides long. RefSeq names its product zinc finger protein klumpfuss (gene klu). Gene Ontology annotation, cellular component: nucleus. Gene Ontology annotation, biological process: regulation of gene expression. NCBI's taxonomy places the organism in Eukaryota, Metazoa, Arthropoda, Insecta, Hymenoptera, Formicidae. The transcript has 4 exons. The record is from RefSeq and is a predicted model, not a curated record. The coding region runs from base 1 to 2109 and encodes 702 amino acids.
AUGGAGAAGGAGAAAGAGGAGACUGAAGAUCUGAGAAGGAGAGGGAGCUUGUGGCCACACGGUGGAGGCGAUGGAUCCGGAGAUGCAGUUUCGGUGGAUGUUGAUGCUGUGCCGGAGAAUCCGGUUCGAGCCGACAAGGGAGCGCCGAGGAUCAUCGGAAGCACGAACGACGAGGGGAGCUCUGCUGCCGGAUCGAUUCCCGUCGUCGAGUCCCUUCGCGAAUGUCAAAGUCGCGGCUCUCAUUCGAAAAGUGCAGAUUCGAAAAGUGCGACGCGCCAACGGAUAACGCGAGUCCGCAGUGAUGUGGAGUGUGAGCUACGAAAUGUACCCCGAUGGAACGAGGUGCCCCUGAUCGUCGCCACCAUUGAACGACUGCCGACGAGCGGAUCUGCCACGCUGCCAUCUGCACGAGAGGACGAAGUGGGAGGUAGCACGGUGGUAGUCGAGGGUGUCGUAGGUGGCAUAAGGGGCCCAGGCGGCGGGUGCCGCGCAUCCUCGAUGACGAUGGCCGAGAGCGCCGUGGAGGACGCCGCAGCCGCGCCCCCGGGUCCGGCCAAGCCGCCACCGCCGUCUUGCACGAACAACAACACCCUCGCGGCGACGGCCAACCGCAACCACCGGAACCCGCGCAAGAAGCGGAGGCGGCUCGAGCAGGUGGUGGACACGCUGCAGGCCCACCGGAGCUCACCGUCCGAAGGCGAGGUGCUCAAGUUCGAGGGUAGCGCGCCCGCGUCCGAAGAGGAGGACAUUUUCGGCUCGCCCAGGUCGUCGUCUUCGCGAUCGGCCGCGGACACCACCUCCAUGAUCGGCCUGGGCCAGCUGUCCCUGAGGCUGAAGGACGCGGACUCGGUGACGUCGUCGACGGAGGAGGACCCGGCGAACGAGAGCGGCGCGCAACCCCACCACCAUCACCAUCACCACCACCACCACCCCCACCCCCACCCCCACCCCCAUCGACCGUACCGUUACUCGUACCAUCAUCACCAUCAUCGACACCGUUACUCGCCCUACCAGAACAACCACCGAUUAUCGGCACCGAGGUACCCCGAUUGCAUGUGCGCCCAGUGCUCGUCGCAGCAGUCGCUCACGUCGAUGAUGUUGCCGUCGGCGACGUCGUUGCAGACACCACCGUUGUCGCGGCCCGCUUUCUCGUCCUACAGCAGUAUAUGCGGCGCGUACAGCAGCAUAUUCGAGCAGUACAUGAACACCAAGUACCUGUCGUCGAGCGACACGUUCCGCGGUCGCAGUCACUCCGACUCGGAUGUCGUGCCGAGGUGGGGGGACGAACGGGUGCCCGCCUCUUCGUCCACCGCCUCUUCCGUCGUCGUCGGCCACCCGCCGCGCAGCGGCUCUCUCGAGAGCGACGGCACGAGCCCUCAGGAGUCGCCGUUGGACUUGUCCAUGAAGAACCUCAUGCAGACAGCGGCGGCGGCGGCGGCGGCUGCGGCGGCGGCGGCCGCCGCCGCCGCCAGGUCGCCGGCGCUGCAGCUCUUGCCACCCGGUAUCGUGACGCGAGGCUCGGUCAGUGUGCCUGUGGUCAGGGGCGACGUCGCCUCGCCGACCACGAAGGAGACCGUCGCGGUGCGGUACAACCUGGAGGUGCUACCGGUGGUCGAGGAAAUGGCCCCGGGCGCAGACGUGGCUUACGUGUGCCCGGAGUGCGGACAGAUGUUCAGUCUCCACGAUCGUCUAGCGAAGCACAUGGCGUCCAGGCAUCGCAGACAAGGUCUGCACGACGCGUCCGCCAAGGCGUACCUCUGCGACGUCUGUCAGAGGAGUUUCGCCCGUUCGGACAUGCUUACGAGGCACAUGAGACUUCACACCGGCGUCAAGCCGUAUACCUGCCGGGUCUGCCGGCAGGUAUUCAGCAGAUCCGAUCACCUCAGCACCCAUCAGCGGACGCACACCGGUGAGAAACCGUACAAGUGCCCGCAGUGCGCCUACGCUGCUUGCCGCAGGGACAUGAUCACUAGGCAUCUCAAGACUCACAAUAGGUGCGCGGAGGGGCCCACUCCGAAGACCGAGCCUGGUCUGCUCGCUGGCGAGGAGUGCCCCACCUUUGGCCAGAACAUGGCCGCCGCACCCUCGCCAGUCAUCAAGGCCGAAUGACGACGGCCGGCCGGAUGACACUGGCUGUGCUCCGACUCGAGGCCCCGACGAGGACAUCGCGGUAAGAUCGAGCGAGGAUCCGCCGCCACGAGGGAAGCCACGAGCAGCCUCGGUCGAACCACCGCGGCAACGCUACGAGGAGGGAACGAGGUCGCCGCUUGACAGCUCUCGAACGUUAGGAAUUACUUCCGACGGACAGACGGAAACACACACACACACACACGCACACACACACACACAAAGAGAGCGAGAGAGAGAGAGUCGGAUCGGUGGACGGGGGGAUUUGUUUCGCUGUCGAGAUUCGCAGUUUGCGAGGAGUUUGCGUUUCAUCACGAGUCUGAGGACUGAGGAGUAUCGAGACGCUGCGAUUUCACUCUUUCGCCAAUGACGUGCUCUCGAGAAAGUGUUCCAAAGCUUCCCUUUUCAGUCUUGUAAAUAAUUAUCUAUUGCACGCGUAUAUAUAUAUAUAUAUCUACAUCGUAAGCAUCGUAACCACCGUGACAUUCAUUAGACUUGUCUACGAAAUCACUAAAAAUUUUCAUUCGUACGCGACACAUUUCGAUACUUGUGCGUAAAUUCGCAUUCGUAGACUUUUUGUUCGCACACAUUCUCGCCAGCGAAAGAGUUGAAUUUGCGAGGUGCGUCGGAUUCAUCGUGGAAUAAAACUGAACGGACGAAUGGAAGAGCCGAACUUCCGUAAGUAUUAUAUCGUUUUAUUUGUAAGAAAAGAACAAAAAGCCAAGGAACAAUUCGAUUUUCUCGUUCGACGAUUCUCCAGAUCUCCACAGAGGGGUUAUCUCUUCGUAUCGCCAACAGCGAGCUAGAGUGCUAAACAGUAUUAUUGUACUCCUUUGAGCCCCGUUUCCGAUUGAUUCCGCUUCUACGACUCGCGUACUCUUGUCAGUCGAAAUUUCUUGCUCUAAACGGCUUUCGUCAUCACGGCUCUCGUUAUCACGACGGCAGCGAUCGGUCGCAGAACGGUCCGACAACAGCGUCGUUUUACGGAAAUGGGCCCGUGUGCGCGCGCGCGCGAUCGAUUUCGAGAAAAUGGAGAUUCAAAUUAUCAAAUUGAUCAGCGAGCGUCUCUCGCUGCAAAUCUACGUCCUUUCGCUCUCACUUCAACCUCUUCUCUUUCUUCCUCGCGGUUAUUCACUCACUUUUUGACGCGCACACGCGGUAGUCACGUGUAAACUGUUUUCGGACAUUCCACGACUGUUUGUCGUUGCAGAAAGCGUAACGCACAUAUCGCCACUCUCGGCUCCUCUUAUUUUCCUCUCGAUGCAUAAAGUUAAGGCGCACAAGCGAAAAAGCAUUCCUGCCCCGGCCGCGCUCCCGGCAGGCGCAGCGCGGUGCACGACGGAUGUGCGGAAAAUCGGUGCUUACGGCUCCGGUGUCAGAGGGCCGGACCGUACUUUACCGCGCUCGCUGCGAACUCUCCGAUGAACCUGUAUACAUAAGCUGUCGUAUCUCUCGCGAGCUGUUAUCUCCGCGCGGGGACUCCCUUCGACGUUAGCCGCGGCGAGUCGAUCGCGAAACAUGACCCGUUGACGACGCGAACACACGUGCCAAAAUUCUCGACGCAACCUUUCGAACACGCGAUCUACGCGCGUAUUUAAGCGCCUUGGGCCACUCCCCUUCUUUCGCCCUCUUUGCCUCUCCGGCGCUGUUACAUCAUCCGGCGAAAUUAUAAAAAAUCCGCAUAUCGGAAUCUCUCUCUCUCUCUCCCCCCCCCUCUCCCUCUCUAGCGAAGAAUCCAAAAAACUCCGAGUCCUGUCGUGGAUUUCUCUCUUCUCCGCCGUACUUUUUCGUACAGUUGGCGAAUGCGCGAAUUCAUUAGGCCCGCGCUUAUAAUACAUAUCUAAAUACGCGUAUUUAUAUAUGUCGCGCGUAUAUUUUUAUCAAUUUUCGCGUAUACUUAAUAAUAUACUUCUGCAUAUACUCGAUAUGCAUAUGUCUCGCUAAUAUCGAGACGAGUUAAAGUAGACACCGCGAAAUACAUCGUAAAAAUGAGUCCGUCGAAUUCCGCUGUGUAGUCCGUACGGUUGUGACGCUUGGAGAGAGAAAGAGAGAGAGAGAGAGAGAGAGAGAGAGAGAGAGAGGGAGAGAGGGAGGGAGAGAGAGAAUGAAAUAGGGGAGAGAAAGAAUGAAAUGAGGGAGAGAGAGAAAGAACAUAUCCGUCGGUCGAGCUCAAUUCGCGUUACGGAGAAACAUUAUUGGCGACGUGCGUGAAUGUGAUAUAGUGACUUUGCCGGUGAAUCUCGGCGGCAGACGAGACAUCGAUUAUUCAGGACCAAGUGGAGCGGCGUGAAGAGUCGCUCCUCUCGUCGAGCUUAUUUACCGCCAAUACUUUUCUCUACGUGUCUAUAUCAGUAAGUAGCGAGUCGCCAUUGGCAGCCUCGUCGUCGAUUCGCCCGAAACCUGCUCAAGUUGUUGUUACUUGAAGAUAGAAAAACAAUUGUUGAGACAAAACUUCUUCCCUUGAUGAGAAGGGGAAGCUCUUCGCGAAGCGAUGAUGUAUUAAUAGUUUUGUAAAUGUGAUGGUCGCAACGGGCUGUACACGUCGACUUUUUCGUCAGUACGGGAUCGAAAAGUCGACAGUUGCGACGAUGAAAUGGAAGGAGCGUUAUAAAGGAGGAAAAAAAAACAGGAAACGAAAAGAGGAAACGUGACCGUACCUGCAGUGAGAGAGAGAAAGAGAGAGAGGAAAGGGGGAGAAAGAGAAAAAAUGGGUAACUCGACGUUAAAGCAUAAUAAAGCGUAUAGAAGUAACGUUAAUUAGUGAGUAACAUUAUUGAUACUAUUAUUGCGUUUUCUAUUAUUGUAACUAUUAUGAUUGUAAUUAUUCGCGCCGCACGCCGAUAGGAGAAGAAGAGAAUGAUAUUUUUUUAUACAUACACGCACUGCAAGUGCGAUUUUGCGAAAAGUCGCGGAUUGCAAACGGAAAAUUGUUCGUUUGUCGGAACGUCUCGCGUCUAAAAUUACCGUUGAUUACACGCCACUUGAAAGAACAAUGUCAAUUCGUUACGGAGGAACGAAUGUCGAGAUGUCGAGACGCGAUCGCUCUCACUGUAAGGGAGUGUCUUGGGAGAGACACCUCGAACGAGACACGGUGGCUUCGGGGAAUUUUCGGCGUUUUCCUGUGGAAAACGGGGAUAGAGUGGGCGAGCGAUGGUGGCGGUGGUGGCGGCGACGGUUGUUGCGGCGCGAUUAAUCGGAACUGGUUGUGGUGCUUAAGCGAAGAAGGGCGAAUCCGACGGGUAUCUUUGCGCUGUGAAUCGACGAAGACAAUCCUUAAGGUAUACUCCGUUCGUGAUCUCCGCGCGGAUAAAGUCGUCGUCGGGCCGAGCGAGCGAGGGAACAAACGAACGAACGAACGAACGAACGAACGAACGAACGAACGAACGAAGCGGCGAUUCGGACGGCGAAUGCUGACGUCGAUCCAACGUCACCGCGCACGCGAAAUGUACGUUGCGGCGUGUUAAUGGCAUAAUUUAACAAUGCUCCCUGCGCUAUCCUCGUGGAUGAGUGUCGGUGAAAGGAGGGUUAGCUCGACGAGAGGGAAGAGAAGGAAAUAAGGGCUGGCUGAAGAUGAAAAAGAGGAUAAAACUGUCGAUGGUAAAUAACGAUAAGCGUCGGAAAUUGGUGAAAUAUGGCAGAGCCUGCGCGCGCAGGGAGUGGCGUUGUAGCUACAAGGUGCUCGCGUCAUGACGCAAUCGUACUCUCCUUAUUUUGUAAUAUUUAUAUUAGUACAAAUGAUGUGGGAAAUAUAUUCUCUACUUUUCUCUUUUUCUCUUCUCCUCUCUCUCUCUCUCUCUCUCUCUCUCUCUCUCUCUCUCUCUCUCUCUCUCUCGUGCUCAAGUCGCGACAGCACUUGUUACUGUCGCACCGGCCCGUUCGCUCGGCCCCGGCGAACAAGUUCGUCUCUCUCAUUUCGGAAACGUCAAUUCCACGAUAGUUUUACGAUAGUCAUAUGGUGACUCGCUGAGCAGCACGCGCCGACAUGAUACUCGAGCUUAAUCAGCCUCGACCGUUUCGCGUCCUUGGUUCUCCUUACCCUAUACUCGCGUAUGUACUGGUUCCCACCCUGUGUCUCUCCUCGCCCGGAUAAAGAAAGUCGCGACGAGUUGUCAGCGGCACGCUGACACACACACACACACACACACACACAUA